Messenger RNA from Chilo suppressalis (striped riceborer), 1066 nucleotides. NCBI's taxonomy places the organism in Eukaryota, Metazoa, Arthropoda, Insecta, Lepidoptera, Crambidae. The record is from the annotation of a GenBank genome assembly.
CCCACCUUUCGUGACAGAGCCAUCUAGUGAGUAGCUCGUGAAACUCGUGCGCGGUUAGUAAAGUGCGGAAUUUGUGAAGUGUAUUAUUUGAUAAAUCUUAGUUAAAUCAAAAUGCCUGGUCGUCCCAUUUGGCAAUGCGCUGGCAAACGCGAGCCAGAAAAGGAGGUGGAAGCACAAAGGUGGGUUGAGGCUGUGAUCGGCGAGCGGUUCCCACCCAACAUGCCCUACGAGCACGCUCUGAGAGACGGCAUCAUCCUAUGCAAGCUCAUGAACAGACUGAAGCCUGGCAUCAUCACUAAGGUCAACGUCUCCGGUGGAGACUACAAGUUCAUGGACAACAUCAGUCAGUUCCAGAAGGCUUGCGUGAAGUAUGGCGUACCUGAUGUAGAUCUCUUCCAAACUACCGACCUGUGGGACCAGAAGAACAUUGCUCUGGUCACGACAACCAUCUUUGCUAUCGGCAGGACGGCGUACAAACAUCCCGAAUGGCGCGGUCCCUUCCUUGGCCCCAAGCCGGCUGAAGAGAACCGUCGUGAAUUCAGCGAAGACGUUCUCAGGGCCGGCGAGGGAGUUAUCGGACUCCAGGCUGGCACUAACAAGGUCGCUACCCAGUCCGGCCAGAACUUUGGGGCGUCGCGCAAAAUCAUCCUUGGGAAGUAAACGCAUCGCUUGGACUACGAGACUAGUGUAAACUCACCAUAACUUAAUUUAGUCGUUGAAAAAAGGCCUUUACUAUCUUAUUUUUAUUCUUCUUUGUUGUCAUAAUAUCCCAAAGAUUUUCACGGGACAUUAUAAUUUUAACGCGGACCAAAAGCAGUCUUAUAGACACUACAUUUCUUAUUAUAAUUAUUGAUGGAAAUGGAAUAGGUACCUUUUUCACAAUUUACACUAGUCCCGUCAUUAUACUACUUGAACAUAAUUACCCCAGUUGCAAUAAAAAUCCAGAAUAGUAUUUGAGAUUUAAAAUUAAAUUGUGAUGAGUUUAUAAUAUCAAUUUAGAAUAGGAUAAUAAAGGUUUAUUUAUUGAUAAGUAAUUCUUUUUACAUAGAUAUAAAUAAGGAUGGCA